Agrilus planipennis (emerald ash borer) is the source of this 5230-nucleotide messenger RNA. It is a transcript of the gene Hasp, whose product is annotated as sushi, von Willebrand factor type A, EGF and pentraxin domain-containing protein 1. Lineage: Eukaryota; Metazoa; Arthropoda; Insecta; Coleoptera; Buprestidae. The coding region runs from base 384 to 4793 and encodes 1469 amino acids. The record is from RefSeq and is a predicted model, not a curated record. The transcript is spliced from 22 exons. Gene Ontology annotation, molecular function: peptidase inhibitor activity. Gene Ontology annotation, cellular component: extracellular region.
UCGGGUGAAAAUCGAACUCCUGAAAAUUCAGAGAUAGCACAGAAUCCUGACAGGUUCUGGAUAGCUGCAGUCGCGCGUUCUGGAUUUCUGGGAUAAUUUGCGUGUUGCUUACCUAAACAAAAAUAGAUCCAGCGUUUGAGAGAAUCGUACGGAAAACAAGUGCGUUUGUAGUAUUAAUAAUAAUAUCAUUCGCGUAAAUUACCAUUUCACGAAAUGGGUUAAUUUGUGUGUUACGGCGUAAGCAAAUAAAACAAAUUAAUACAAUAAAAUUUAAUGCAGGCACAAACUUUGAUUUCGAAAUGCCCAUUCCCUAAAUGCUGCUGUUUUGUGAAUGUUUACUACCGGCAAUUAUGAAUUAGUAUCAAUGUAAAUUACUAUCGAAGAUGUAUUAUAAAACAUUCUUGAUAAUUGCUACUAUUAUCAUUUUAAGACAAGCACACGUUACUGUUACUUCGGAUGUAACUACAAUUUCAUCAACAACAGUCGAUCCCGAUGAAGACUGGGAUGAAGAUGAAUCAACUGAAAUAGAAGACGACGGAAAAAUUUAUAAAAAUCCCCGAAAUUCACCUUCUAGCCAAUGUCCAAGAGAUGAAGAACAAGCAGCUUUACUGGGUCAAAAGUGCCUACGAAAAUGUUCUUCAGACGAAGAUUGCAAAAGCAAGAAAAAGAAAUGUUUGUGCGAUGGAGCAUGCGGGAUGUCCUGUAUUAAACCAGAUAGGGAAUGCCCAGAACCAGAACAAAUUCCUUUGGGAUCGGUUAUAGCUAGCGGAAGACUUUUUGGUGCUAGAGCGUCGUACACUUGCCAGCAUGGGUAUCAUGUAGUCGGUUUGCAAAGUAGAAGCUGUCAGGCUGAUGGACAAUGGGCUGGAAGUCCUCCGGCAUGUAAACAAAAUAUUUAUUGUUUGUCACCGCCCGUCAUCGAACAUGCGAGACAUAACGCCCUACCGGAACAAACCACUUUCGAUUUGGACUCUACAUUACAAUACUUUUGUCAUACUGGAUAUGUGACAAACGGUUUUCCAAGAGCAAAAUGUUUAGCUAUUGAUGGUCAAGCAAGUUGGUACGGACCAGACAUCUCAUGCGAACCUCGAUCCUGUGGAACACCAACAACUUUACCGCAUGGUUGGCACGUAGGGGAAUGCUACACGUUCGGUUGUAAAAUUAAUUAUCAUUGUGCUGAUGGAUAUGAGUUGGUUGGGCGUCAAGAAAGAGUGUGCCAAGCAGAUGGACUUUGGUUUCCCAAGGAACUACCCACCUGUGUUCUUGUUACAGCGGUGCAAUGUCCACCACCAGAACAUCCUCGUCAUGGGAAGGCCAUUUUCACAUCAUGUAGUUACAACUCUGUAGUAAGCUACGAAUGCAAAUACGGUUAUACUCUUGUAGGGGAUGCAACCAGAAGAUGUGGAGCGGACAGGAAAUGGUCUGGAUCGACACCUGUUUGCAAAGAGAUUAACUGCGGUCAUCCUGGUAGACUGUGGAAUGGCUGGUUGGAAAAUAUCGAAGGAGGCACCGGUUUGGGUGCUUCCAUUAUUUUCCGUUGUCAUGAAGGGAAGCGACUGGUGGGACAUUCUUCAACAGUAUGCCAAAUCGAUGGAAAAUGGCGUUAUCCGCUCCCCAAAUGUUUGGCUCCGUGUGUCGUUCCACAAGUGUCCCACGGUCAAGUGAUAAUGGUCUCCAGAAAUGACACUCCCACUGCUUCGACGUUAGUUAAGGAUGGAGAAUCACUGACUGUUGAUUGCGAAGAAAAUUACGAAUUCCCCGAUAUGCACCUGUCAGUUGUUUGUAAUAACGGAACGUGGACCCACAUUCCAAGCUGCGUUCCAGCGAGAUGUAAACACCUCCCCAGAGCACCAAAAAAUGGUAUGGUAAUUGCUCCAAAAAUGGAGCAUGGGAUGAAAGCUAAAUUCAAAUGCAGAGAUGGUUACGAAGUUUUAGGAAAUGAUACUGUAUCUUGUUCUUUUGGCGAAUGGGUUGGUGAAAUACCGUCAUGUCAAGAAGUAUUUUGCCCAUAUCCUGGCUUUUUUGAAAACGGUAAAAUUUUGCUCGUGGGAAAUAUGGGAUUGUACGAUUAUAGACCUUACGUAAAGAAGAUUAAAAAUAACAAGCAAAUCAUGUAUGACUGCGACAAGGGUUACGUCCUUACAGAAGGACCACCAGGAGCCACUUGUGUCGGAGGAACAUGGAGACCACAAGAAUUACCAAAGUGCACUUAUGGUCAACAUCCUCGAUUAAGGUGGAGCAGAAGAAAGAGAUCGGCCGCUAUAGAAAGCUACAAAAGGGGAUUAAUAAGGCACCACAAGCUUAUAUAUGGACAAAACAACGGAAAGUACACAAGUUAUUACGAAAAUGUAUUUGAACAUUUAAAAGCAUACGGCGUUGACCCUGGAAAUUACUUUUCGAAUAGCACGUUGCGGAAAAGACAUAAAAGAGCAUUACGAACGGGGGGCAGUGUCAGCAGUAGCAGGACGAUUGGAAUCAGCCUUAGUAAAAGUAGCAAGUCAACUAGCACGAACAGUAGGAAGAAAUCCAAUAAGCAUGACAACGAUGGAAAAUUCGAAGAAGACCCCAAAAGGAAAUCGCGCGGUAGAGGUCCGUGUGACUCAAUUGCGAGCGAACCUUAUGUCGUCGUUGAAAUUAUCAAACAUGGUCGAGAGCCAAACGUUUCUUUUAGCUCAGGAACCAUCGUAAAUGUCGCUUGCGGAAAAGGAUACAUUUUAAACUUGGAAGGAAACUCGACAGCCAAAUGCGUAAGAGGACGAUGGAAACCCAGGAAACCCAAAUGUGAAAUAAUUCCUUGUCCGAAUCCGGACAUUCCUCAUGCCGUAAUCAAAUUGUCGGACUCUGAACCGUAUGUUUCGAGCAGUGAAGAAGACGAAUUUUUAAACGACACUUCGAAAUUCCAAAAUGGACAGGUUGUCGAGGUCACUUGUGAACCAGGUUAUAGCAUGCAAGGAUCAAGUACAAUGCGGUGUUGGCAUGGCGAGUGGACGGUGACCACAAUGGCCGAGUGUUCUGCAGCACCAUGCCAGCUCCCCCCAAUUCCAAACGGCCAGUACUUGUCAGGAUACAGAGAAGGACUUACCAUUGCCAAUGGGUCGAGUGUUAAUUUUCAAUGUGACGAGCCGUAUCUUAAAAUUACGUCUAAACCAAUUCAGUGUAUAUUAGGAGAUCUUCAUCCUAGGAGGCCUGCUUGCAGAUCGCCCAAUAGUCCUGACCCGGAUGACAUUAACUAUUUGGGUGGAAGCGACAUUAUAAAGGGAGGCGAUAUUAAUGUUUUGGAAUACGGAAGCAGUGCUAAGCCCUGUGGGCCUCCUGCAAGGGUGCAAGGUUCUUUGGUUUAUCGGAACGGGAAGCCAAUGAUCGAUAACGAAAAGAAUUUUCCUCAUGGUACGGAAGUAACUUUUAGCUGUAUAGAAAGCAUAAUGGGCGAAAAAACGACUUGGAAGAUUAUAUGCGAAGAUGGAAGCUGGAUUGGAAGAUCUUUAAAUUGCGAUUCCGAUGAGCUGAUGUCGACACACAACCUGAACAACAAUAGCACGUGCUUAUUUAGAAAUCAGGAACCCAAUGUUGUUUCAUUCUAUAACGAUCAAGAAAUCCGAGAGGAUGUAGUCGACUUUCCCGCUGGAGCAGUAUUGAUAAGUAGAUGUGUAGAUAUUGGGAAAUAUGCAAUGACUGGACCAAGCAAACGGAGAUGCAUCGGUGGCGAGUGGGAUGGUCCAAAACCUUCGUGCUUCGGUCUUAAUCAAGAAAAUGAUUAUUCCAUGGAGAAACCGCCCACCAUACUGUUUCGACAUCAACUGGGACCCAUCGCUCAAUCCAGCGAUGGUAAAUUAAUAGUAUAUCCUGGAACAAUUCUUCACAUGGAAUGUCUUUGGAUGAGAAGGUUUGGAGUACCGAAGUGGGAAACGAGUACUGAUUAUAGAAAAUAUCCUCAAGGAUGGACCACUGACGAAGGUCGUGAUCCUCAAUUAGAGUAUCGCUUAUCAAUUUUCCACGCUACAAAAGACGAUUCCGGAGUUUACACUUGCGUGACACCAGCCAGAUACACUCACGCCGUAGAAAUAGUAGUAAAAGCUGUUCAUUGUCCUCCUGUUCCUCAAAGACGAGGACUUGUCGGAAGCUCCGAAAGCACGAAGAUGAAUACAAAAAUCACGUUUAGCUGUGCAAACGGAAACGCCCUCAUCGGUUCGUCGGAAGUGGUUUGUCUUCCAUCCGGAAACUGGAGUUCGCCUUUUCCAGUUUGCGAAAGCAUCGAAUGCGGAGAAGUAGGACCAGUGUUACCACCACAUCUACGAGUUACUGUCAUUUCAAGGGAAGUCGGUGGUAGGGCGGUGUUCAGUUGUACACCAGGGUUUGGACUGAGGGGUGCUCUUGAAACCACGUGUCUUUCAACAGGAGAAUGGGCGACUCCUUUUCCAACAUGCGAAGAGGUGCACUGUGAGCAUCCCGGGACUCCUGAAAAUGGAUACAUUCAAGGUUCGGGACCUUUCAAAGCGGGAGACGUGGUACAGUUCAAUUGCAACCCGGAUUUUAUGAUGGACGGACAGCCAAUCAUUGCUUGUCAAGACAAUUCACGUUGGUCAGGUCCACUUCCAAAAUGUGUGCAGGCUUGUUCCUACCCAGGUACAACAAUCAGUGGACGUAUGUCGUCCGUAAAGUUUUACUAUAAAAUAGGAGAAAAUAUUACGUUCGAGUGCGAUGAAGGUUUACAACUGCGGGGAGCAGCCAUGCUUAAAUGUCUCAAAAAUGGCAAAUGGUCUAACACUAUUCCUACAUGCGUUCCUCCAAAUUAAGAUAUUUCCUCUUUAAAUGUUUGCAAUUGCAAUUUAUCUACUAUUAUUAGAACAUAUCGUAUUCAUAAUAAAAUGUUGUUAGAUAAUUAAUUUUAGGUAUUAACUUGAAACUUAUUGCACAAAUUUUGAUAGUUUACAAUCAUCAGGUAAUAAUGUUGUAAGUUAAGAUAGCUUCCAAGUUUCUAUGUGAAUAAAGAUGUUGAUAAUUGUGAUGUUUUCUAAUAAACAAGACAUUAGUUUGUAACUAUUAAUAUAAUAGUUCUGCAGUUUCGUACGAAAACCAUACAUAUAAAUUUAGUCAUUAAAAUUUUAUUUUCUAAUAAAAACCACUCUUGUUAAAUAAGUAAGUAAAUAUUUUUAGUGUAAAACAAAUAAGUUUUUGAAAAUCUCAGCUUUAAUUACGCGCAUUAUAAUUCUGUUGAAUUUAUCAAUAUUGU